AUGACUCUCCGGUGGGAAGCCAACAUGGCGGACGCGGAGGCUGUGAAGGCGCUGAGCGGGUUACUGGGCGGAAUCGCGCAGAGGGUUUAUUACGGGAACUCGGAGAUCACGGAGGAGCUGCUGAAGGAUGAGCUGUACCCCGGUGUACCUCACGAGGAGUUCCGGGCUCUGUACGACAAAAUGAAGGGGCUACUGAAGUCUGUAGCCGUGGCAGAUAUGGACCAGGCCCAGCUGGAGGCGUUUCUGACCGCUCAGACGCGUAAGCAUGGUGGCGGCGGGAUGACCUCGGAGCAGGCGGCGGCUUUGACGCGUUUCUGGAAGGGACACCGCGCUCGUGUGCGAGAGAGCCUGCUGGCACAGAGCCGCUGGGAGCCUGCGCUGAGGGGGUUGAGCUGGAGGGUGGACCUGCAGACUGCUACCAGCAGGGGGCAGACGUCCAACAGUCCCGUGGCUCUGGUAGAGCUUGAACUGGGACGAAAUGGCCAGGACUCGGAGUUUGUUUGCGUGGAGUUUGAUGAACUGAAGAUUAACCACGUGCUAAAGAAGAUGUCAGAAAUUCAAGAAAGCAUUGACAGCAUUGUGCACCACAGCUAGAGCGAGAGGGAAAGUGCAAAAUUAGAAACAAAAAUCAGAAAAUGCAUUACUUUACAUUGCUUAUUUACAUUCCAUCAUGGAGCUGUAAAGAACAUUUGUAACGUGAGUAGCGCUUCCUCUGAGACGCUCUGCAGCGGACACCUCUGUUUCUCUUGGUAGCUCGUUCCAUUAAGCGUCUCUCAUAUCUCCUUCAAAGUUCCCGUGUGUGUUUUUGGAGCUUAGAUUCUUUUUCUGACAUUUGGUUGAAUCAAAUUGGCAUUUAUAUGAAAAAAAAAUUAUAAUGCAUGCAGUUGCUGUGAUGUAAAUAUUUAAUACCAGCGUGUGCCAAGAACAAACGAGCAAAAGGCUACAGCUUCCAAAAAACAUAAACUCCAUCAAAUAUUUACCAGCAGUGCUGCCUCAGUGAAUAGACUGCCGGGCUCCAGUAACACACAGUAACUCUGUGUUCCUUAAGUAUUUUGUCAGAAAUGAACUGAUAAAAUAAAGAAAAAAAAUGUAUGAAUAAACAGCGACCUUUACAUGUUACUGUAAAAGUGAAAGGAAUGUGAUACACAAUGUGUAUGAAAUAGUAAAUAAAGUGUUAAAUACAUUUUGAAAA
Messenger RNA from Clarias gariepinus (North African catfish), 1192 nucleotides. It is a transcript of the gene commd1, whose product is annotated as copper metabolism (Murr1) domain containing 1. Lineage: Eukaryota; Metazoa; Chordata; Actinopteri; Siluriformes; Clariidae. The record is from RefSeq and is a predicted model, not a curated record. The transcript is spliced from 3 exons. Gene Ontology annotation, cellular component: endosome. Bases 1 to 594 code for a protein of 197 amino acids. Gene Ontology annotation, biological process: negative regulation of sodium ion transmembrane transport; copper ion homeostasis; regulation of proteasomal ubiquitin-dependent protein catabolic process.